AUGCCAGCUCCAGCUCUAGUUCCAAAUAACCGUCGUAUGCCUCUCAGUUGCGAGCCAUGUCGCCAACGGAAGAUCAAGUGCCCACGCAAUAUCAGCCGUGGGAGGGCGCCUUGCGACACCUGUGUACGCAGGGGUAUUCCUGGUGAUGAGUGUAUCUAUCUCCGAGAUCAAUGGUCAGGGCGCAAUGUUCCGAUGCCUCGACAUGGUGAUAACUCUGCUCUUAUCGCUCGAAUUGACCGACUAGAGGAAUUACUGCGACGGAGCGUAUCGAGUACAAAUUUAGAGGCUAGAAAACCAGAGCCAGAACCAGCUUCAGAUUUGCUAUCACCAGAAUCGACCCGACAUCAAUCUACCGCCUCAUUUUCCACUCAAAGUGAUACAUCGCUGACUGGAGCGUGUUCGAGUAUGCCGCCGGCUGGAGUCAUUAUCCGAUAUGAAUCCGGCCACGACCGAUUUGAACCAGCCUCUUUACGAUGGUCACCAGUUAUCCAGGACAAUCCCGUGGUGAGUGGCAUAAAGACAGACAUGGAAGAGAGCAGACCGGGUUCGAUGCCAUUUUCUACAACCAGCGCAACAGUCAAUGAUCUUCUCGAAUUGCUGCCGCCUGCUUCGCACUGCGAGGAACUCAAGAAGAUCUAUUUGGAUACUUUUGCACCGCUAUUUCACAUCCUACACGACCCUACAUUUGAAGCGGACUACUGUCGCUUUCAAUCCGACACCGAGAAAGUAAGCUUACCAUGGCUGGCACUCUUGUUCGCCAUACUCGGUAUAGCCGUUAUUGCACUGCCCACAGAUAGCCCAUUGUUCCGAGAGCUGGGGAAGCGCAAUUCAACGCCCGACAAUAUGUCGCUACUCGGUAGUCGAUACCGAGGAGCAGCAAUGAAGUGCCUCGAAGCAGACCACUAUCUGUGGAGACACAACCUGAAUACCCUACAAGCGCUGGUGAUUCUCAUCUACGGGAUAAACCAUACACAUGGACAAUCUUGGGCUUUACUAGGAGCGGCGCGUAAUAUUGCCCUAUCUCUAGGCUGCCACGUCGACCCAGAAGUCUUCCAAAUGGAUCGUAUCAGGGUGGAAGAGAGGCGUCGAUGCUGGGCUGGACUCAACAUGCUUUACACGAUACAGAACACAACCUUGGGCAUGUUGGAUGUAGCCCAUACGCGUAUGACGGUGCGCCUGCCAUUGGAUGUCAAUGAUGAUGAGCUUGUGGCUGGUUAUCAAAUUCCUCAAUCCCGAGAAGGUCCAACCCAGAUGUCCUAUCUAUUGCUAAAGUUCGAUCUCUAUGAUCUAUGUGCGCGCAUUUGCAGCCACGUGUUCGAGGCAUCGCAGACAACAUUAUACGAUAAGGUCCAGGCUCUCGACGCAGAAAUAUCAGCCAUGCAAGAGACAUUCAACUACAAAUACAUUUUCGACGUUCCACUUGUAGCCCACCACGCUGUCCAGCUGAAUAUCCUUUUCGGUUACACCCACCAGCUCACACUACUUCUCCACCGACCAAUCCUACGCCAAGGUGCUUCUGGCUUUACCCCGGACAACCGGUUGUAUUCUCAGAAUAAAUGCAUGGAGAGCUCUAAAGCGUUGCUUCAUAUCCACCGCACACUUUAUGAAGAUCCAGCCUUCCGUCCGUACCAUUGGUAUAGCCGCGGACUGGGAAGCUUCCACGCGUUCCACGCCGCAGUUUGUCUUGCUCACAUCUGCAUGAGCAGUACGAACCUCGAUGCCUCUACCAAGGCUUCCUUCCAAGAACUUAUUCGCGACUCUAUCCAAGUGUUUCGGUAUUUCAUGAACACAGGGGUUAGUGCAAUCUGUACUAAAGCCAUGCCGGUUCUAGAGAAGCUAUUGGAUAUUAUCAAUACCCAGGAGAGCCGUGACUCGAGUAGAGCCAGCGAAUCGAUGUACAAACAGUCAGAUUUGUCUCAUCAAAAUGAACUUGGGCUACUAGAUGAGUAUAUCGAAAACCUUGCACCACAACAAUGGCUUUCUCCUUCUAACAUGGGCUGGGAGGGAUGGGCGAUGAUUUUGGAUGAUGAGUCCAUGGUAAAUGUGUUUUAG
Fusarium sp. VM40 is the source of this 2052-nucleotide messenger RNA. Lineage: Eukaryota; Fungi; Ascomycota; Sordariomycetes; Hypocreales; Nectriaceae. The record is from the annotation of a GenBank genome assembly.